Amphiprion ocellaris (clown anemonefish) is the source of this 3661-nucleotide messenger RNA. Its product is annotated as dipeptidyl peptidase 4-like. The record is from RefSeq and is a predicted model, not a curated record. Gene Ontology annotation, biological process: proteolysis. The transcript has 26 exons. NCBI's taxonomy places the organism in Eukaryota, Metazoa, Chordata, Actinopteri, Pomacentridae. Bases 155 to 2371 code for a protein of 738 amino acids. Gene Ontology annotation, molecular function: serine-type endopeptidase activity; dipeptidyl-peptidase activity.
GUCCCACCUUUGAAACUUCGGUUGAGAUAAUAUUUAACAGCAAAGCAUGUGUGCGGCAUAACUGCGGUGUUCUCCACGCGUGCAGCUCACUGGAUCGAUGGAACUGUAAUUCUGACAGAUAUUGCUUCUAGACUUCAUCUAACGCUCAGAAACAAUGGUUUCCGUCGCCAAGGUGCUCCUCGCAGUCUUUGGAGUGGCAGUGGUCGUCGUUUUGAUCGCAGUACCCACGGCUAUAUAUUUAAAUGAGGAUGAUCCGGAGAUCCAGAAAACUUUCACCCUGGAGGAUGUCUUCAACAGUUCAAUGAAACCAAAGUCCUACAACCUGAAGUGGAUCUCAGACAAUGAGUAUCUGCACAAGUCAGGCGGCUCGGUCUUCCUCUACAACGUGCCCACGGGAAAAUCCUCCGAAUUCUUGAGCAAAGCUACGUUUGAUGAAAAAAACGCUUACGAUUACCAACUGUCUGCUGACCACAAAUUUGUUGCAUUCAUGAGCAACUACUCCAAGCUGUGGAGACAUUCCUUCACUGCUUCAUAUUCACUUUAUGACCUGACUUCAAAAAAAUUCAUCACGCCGUCCUACAUUCCUGAUCAAGUCCAGUACUUUGCCUGGGCUCCUCAAGGGAACAAACUGGCCUACGUGUGGAGGAAUAAUGUGUAUAUAAUUAGCAGCCCUGGGUCUAAACCAGUGCAAGUGACUUUCACUGGCGAGGAAAAUCUGCUUUUAAACGGGAUCCCAGACUGGGUGUAUGAGGAGGAGAUGUUCUCAUCCGGUCAGGGCUUCUGGUGGUCACCUGAAGGGAAGUAUGUGGCUUUCGCAGAGUUCAAUGACACCAAGGUCCACACGAUAGAGUACUCUUGGUUCGGCGACAACCAGUACCCAAGCACCGUCAUCAUCCCUUAUCCAAAGCCCGGUACUCCAAACCCCAUCGUGAAGCUGUUUGUUGUGGACGCUGACAACGUAGAAAAUAUCAAUGAAGUUGUUGUUCCAGCCACAUUCAGCUCAGUUGAGCACUACUUGGCCUCUGUAACAUGGGCGACUGAAAACCGUGUGGCAGUCCAGUGGCUAAAAAGAGAACAGAAUCACCUCAUCCUUCAGAUCUACAACUUUACUGGAACUAACUGGGCUCCUGACGAGCAUCUGGAGCUGAAAAGCACCGGCUGGAUUGGUAGGUUCUCUCCGUCGGAACCAGUUUUUGCUGCAGACAAAAACAGCUAUUACCUGCUCAUGAGUGACACCACAAAGUACAAGCACAUCCAUCAUGUGGUCGGGGGCAAAGCUACUCCCAUCACCUCUGGGAAAUGGGAAGUCAUCAGCAUUCUGAAAGUCACAGCCGAUAGUGUAUACUUUUCAAGCAACCAAGACGGCGGCAGGCCAGGAGGAAGGAACGUUUACAAAUGGAGCAGCCAGGGGACCGUGUGUCUGACUUGUACACUACGUAAAAACUGUCACUAUAACUCUGCUUACUUCAGUCACGAUGCCUCCUACUACCGAAUGAGCUGCAGUGGUCCUGACAUCCCCUACCAUUCUCUCAUGGAUAACAGAAACAACAAAGAGAUCAAUGUUCUGGAGGACAACGGUGAAUUUAAGGGCAACACAGCUGACAUCCAAAUGCCCACCAUGCGUCGAGGCACGGUUAAAGUUGCAGGAUACACUCUGUGGUACCAGAUGUUUUUGCCUCCAGGCUUUAAGGAAUCCAAGAAGUACCCUUUACUGAUUGAUGUAUAUGCAGGUCCCUGCAGUCAGACGGCUGACUACGCCUACACGGUGAACUGGGCCACCUACCUGGCCAGCACUGAGAACAUCAUCGUCGCAAGCUUUGACGGAAGAGGAAGUGGUUACCAGGGCGACACGUUAAUGCACGAAAUCUACAAACGUCUGGGAACAUAUGAGGUGGAAGAUCAGAUAACAGCCACCAGGGAAUUCAUCAAAAUGGGCUUCAUUGACAAAGAUAGAGUUGCUAUCUGGGGAUGGUCCUACGGUGGAUACGUGACGUCGAUGGUGCUGGGUUCUGGCAGUGGAGUUUUUAAAUGUGGAAUGGCUGUGGCUCCCGUCUCCAAAUGGGAAUUUUAUGAUUCCAUCUACACGGAGCGCUACAUGUUGGAGCCGUCAAAGAAUCUUCUUGCCUAUACUAACUCAACUGUAAUGGAAAGGGCCAAGAAUUUCCACUCAGUGCAGUAUCUUCUGAUUCAUGGAACAGCUGAUGACAACGUUCAUUUCCAGCAGGCGGCCGAGAUCUCAGAAGCUCUGGUGGAGGAGCAGGUGGACUUCGAGGCAAUGUGGUACACGGACAAGGAUCAUGGGCUCCCUGGCGCAGCAAAUCGACACGUCUACACCCAUAUGAGUCACUUCCUGCAGAGAUGCUUUGCGUAAAGUCCACUGGAUUUUAUCUCAUGUGAAUAAAAAUGGAUUUUUGAGAUAAAGACAUGUAAUUAGGAAUGCAUUUGUUUUUAUAUGUAUUGAUUUAGGGAGAAAAACAAAAUGAGUGCAAAGUGGUCAUGUCAUUCUGUCUGUUUUGUCCUGCAUAUACUCAUUUGGAAAUGCCAACCUCGAUAGAACUGUAACUGAAAUUAUUACUUAUAUAAAAAGAAGGGAUUUAUAUUAGUUUGUGCAUUUAAUGUUUAAUAUGAUGGAUAAAAAAAUGAAACUACUUGUACAUCUAAGACUUUGUACAGCAUUGUGUUAAAUUACGGUAUGCAUAAGAGCAAAAUGCGCCAAAGUGAUUUUAUACAGUUUUGCUAAUUUUAAUACAAUUUGUUGUAUAAAGUGUUUUCUAAAAUUAAAAAAAAAAAAUGUAAUAAUAAGAACGAGUCUUUGGUUUGACAUGGCAUGAGCUUCAUCAAAGUUGGAAAACAGACCCCAGCUGAAGCAUUUAAUGCAAAAAAAAAGAACCUAAAAUGAAAUCUUAAAUAGGGACAAAAGACAGAAAUUCUCAGUUAUAACAAACAUUUCUUUGAUAAGAUUUAGAUUAGUAGGAUUUACUUACUUUAACGCCCCCAUAUGAAUGUCCAUAGAUGGAAAAAUAACCUCAUUAUGCACCAGAUAAUCAGCAAACCUAAAAGAGUGGGUCAGUAUUUAACCCCAUGCUAUGAUUCCAUAUUAAUUUUUGGUUGGCGUUAGAUUUCAAACCAGAUAAGAUAAAUCCAUCAUUCUUUUUGCAUAUAAAAUCUGGGGUGUUAGACCAACAUUUCCCACAUUCACCAGGUCUCAGAGCACUUUUUGGUUGCAGUCAGGGGUUUGACAAAACACACAAUAAAGUGCACAUAACAAAAAUCUUUAUAAACGAGACCACAAGAUACUGCGAAACUGUUUUUUACAAAUUUGAGGGAUACAGCUAUGCAGUUUCUGUAUUUUGAAAUAUAUGUGAAAAUAACUGAAUUUUUUUAUAGGUUUAUUGCACUUUCAAGCAAUUUAUUGUAGUAAUUAAGACAUAAGUCAAUACAUAUUAUUAAAAGUUGAGCUAUAAGGGUUAUAUUGAUGUAAAGCAAAUAAAAAUAUUCCAAAAAAUUGCACUACAGGAUGUAAAAAUGCAGGAAUAUGUCCUGGUGGAGUUGCACAAUGGCAAGUCUUAAAGGGUUAAUUUUGGUCCUCAGCAUUUUUGAUUUGAUUUUGAAUAGUAAAAUUUUUUGAUAAAUGUUGAAUAAACUGCCAUGGAAUUUGGUA